GCGCGUCAUCUCCUCCGAACUGAAAAUAUGACCGUCCUCGGUCAUUCGAAGCCUUGGCUCUGAAGAACCGCGCAAUACGACGACGAAUCGAAGGAUGCGACUUGGGGGAAUGGGAAAUGAGUCCGGUGAAUCUUCUGCUCAGGCUGUUCUUCGUCAUCGUCUCCAUCCGGAUCCUCCAGCGUCGACUGCUCGAGCUUGCGCAGCUUUUCGGUUGAAAUGUCCAAGAAAUCUUCGAGGAGGGAAGUGGAUGGACGUUCGGGCGAAGUACGGAAUUACUCGGAAGGCGGCGAUUGGCGGUGAAAGACGGCGCCGUCAAGUUCGCAGAGAAUGUACGCACCCCCACGGUUGCGCGAGAUGACAAUUAGAGGGCCAAGGUACCGCUUGCGCAUCUUUGCGCUCAGCGACUUCUCGAUCGCCGUAUUCCGCAUCAAAACGAGGUCGCCACGCUUGAAGUCGAAGUCGCGCAUCGUUACUGAGUGGUCCAACUCGAACUGGGCAGCGUCGUGGAGUCGGGCUUCGUAUACACGGGAAUGGAGCGCCGCAAGAUCCUCUCGUCGCUUCUGGAGGGCAAUAGCACGUCGGGUGAUGAGUUCGGUGGUCGAAAGCACCGAUUCAGGAGGCGGGAGCAGGUACGUCGCUUCGGAUAUGUCUAGCGGCAGAAGGGGAUGCGUCCCAGUCACUGCGAAGUAGGGUGAACCCCAUUCUCCGGCGAACUGUGACACGAUCCGCCCAAAACACCGAGUACGCGGCUGAGCUCCAGCGCUUCUGGUCGCCGUCCACAGCCUUGAAGAGCGACUCGCGGACAUCAAAGUGCGAGUUCUCGAUCAUCCCAUUGGCGCAUACCCCAGAGCCUUCACAAACGGAGUACCGUUGUCGGAAACGAUCUCGGGUGGCCGCUGUUUCGCGCCGGAGCAUCCGGAACUCGGGGAAGUGCGAAAUCGAGCACCUUCCUUGAACGAUGUAGCGGAAUCCGCGCUAGGAGGCAUGUACAUUGUGUCCAUGUACACCUUCGAGAAGAGCGGAGCGGGAACAGCAACGGUUCGAAGGUACCAAGUCACGUCUUGCGCAAGAAACGGCCACCAGAACCGUUCGAGCAGCAGUGCUCGGGUCGCGUGGAAUCCCUUGUGGCCGAUAUCGUCAUGAGCAGAGCGCAAAAUGAAGAGGCGCCGGUGCUGAGUGUAGAACUCCAUACUAUAUCGGACGAAGGCUUGGUACUGGGAGUCGGACAUCUGCCGUGGACGACGAAGCGUUUCGAGCCAGUUGCGGACCAAGUCAACGCGAACAUCGGCAAGACGUGCAUUCUCACUUCGAGGGACCUGGUUGUAAGACAGCGGCGGUGGCGUAGUUGAUUCUGUUGGGGCUAUCUCGGCGGCGUAGAUCGAAGUUGCGGGUUGGCAACGCGACGUAAUGGCUCCAACUCGUCUCCAGGCUGCGCCGGACGACGCGAAAGUCCAUCAGGACCGUGCUGAAUACCCGGAACGUGGAUGAGCUCGAAGUGGAAAGUAAGGAUAGCGAGGAUCCAACGGUUGACGCUGGCCGAAGGUAGGAGGUCUGGGUUACGUAGCAUCCCCUUGAUGUAACGAGCGUCCACUUCAACAACGAGAUUCCGGAGGCCAAUGAGAUAUAAUUUCCAAGACCGAA
Molecule: messenger RNA, 1641 nt
Organism: Mycena citricolor
Lineage: Eukaryota; Fungi; Basidiomycota; Agaricomycetes; Agaricales; Mycenaceae
Source: the annotation of a GenBank genome assembly